This is a messenger RNA of Wasmannia auropunctata (little fire ant), 867 nucleotides long. RefSeq lists its product as uncharacterized. Gene Ontology annotation, molecular function: catalytic activity. The transcript has a single exon. The coding region runs from base 1 to 867 and encodes 288 amino acids. Lineage: Eukaryota; Metazoa; Arthropoda; Insecta; Hymenoptera; Formicidae. The record is from RefSeq and is a predicted model, not a curated record.
AUGACUAAAAGAAUCAUCCAAAUAAAUCUAAAUAGAUCUCCAAGGGCCCAAGAUCUACUCUCGCAAACUAUGUUGGAUCUGGAUUGCGGACUGGCUUGCGUGUCUGAACCGCAUCGAGUCCCUAACGACCCUAGAUGGGCGAGAUCUUCCGAGCAGACCCCCAUGGCUGCGGUGACGUGGUCGGGUCGUACACCUCCGGAAACCGUUUCCGUCGUAACUCAGGGCGAGGGGUUCGUGGCGGUCUCUUGGGAGGGACUUAUCGUGGUCUCCUGCUACUUCUCGCCGAAUAAGAGCAUCAACCAGUUUAGGAUGUUCUUGGUCGCGCUAGGGGAUGCGGUAGCGGAUUAUACCAAUAAGGCGCUCUUAGUGGUAGGGGACUUUAACGCUCGUUCACAUAUAUGGGAUAAUACGCGUCCGACCAGUCGGGGAGAGACGAUACUCACAUGGGCCUCGACCCGAGAUCUGAGACUGUUAAACAAUAAUUUAGUGCCGACCUGCGUAAGACCACAAGGCAGGUCAGUGGUGGAUCUUUCGUGGGCCUCUCCCGCGGCUCUUAGUAUGGUGAAAUCGUGGGAAGUGAUGGCGGAGGCGGAGACACUCUCCGACCACAGAUAUAUACUCAUGCAAAUCGGCGGCCAGAAACCGUGGGAACGCGGAACGGAAUUAAGCAGUUUUCCAAAAUGGAACAGGAAAAGCCUGAAUGCGGACCGACUCCAAGCCAGCAUUGCGACAUACUUCUGGCCCAGGCAGACGGAAAACACCAGUGCUGAGGAUCUGGCGGCACAGCUACAAGAUGCAAUGUCCCUAGCUUCCGAUGCAGCCAUGCGGCGUUUCAAGAGCAAAGGGAAGAAGGCUGUGUAUUGGUGA